AUGACCAUCAAAAUCCAACCUCUCGUAUCAACUAAAAUUGCUGAAGAUGUAUCAGAUGAGAGCAACACCUUGGUAUCGAGCCACCUUGAUUCUCACAACAAUUCCACCAAAUAUUCGUGUUGUUUCUCCAUCAAGUAUGUCCUCAUAAUCAUGAUCGUGGGUCUCAUUAUCCUUAGUGUCUUGAUCUUAUCUGCCAUUUGGGUCAGUUGUUUCAGCGCCACUGUCUCUGAAUUGAGUCAUUCCGUUCGGGAUAAGGAAUUUUCAAGAAUUGUUUCCUAUGCCGAUGAAAGCCUGACACGAGUUGCGUUCUUUCUAGAAACCUUUAAGGGACAACUUUUGAAAGAUUAUCAAGCCAUGGAUCAUGUCCUGGAAAAUCAUUUGUAUUUGGCAUGGAAGAGUUUAAUGAAACAUGAAGCCUCACUCUCCUAUGCGUUGUUUGUCGCCGAAUAUGAAGGAGGUGCAUUGGGAAUGUCCAUCUUUGGAAAUCUUACAUGGUUUCUCAAUAUAACCUAUGCUCAAAAUCAACAGUUUUAUAUUUGCCAUGAUGUUCCCAAUCAUGAGUAUUGCAAUCGAAAUUCAACUCCCGAUAUGAUUCUUCCUGCAUUCACGGACAAAGUGGCCACUGAUACUGUCACUCGUAACCCAGGAAAGACCAUUUUCGCGCCUUCUUUUACAGAUCCCACUCAACCCAAUAUUGUGUUUUUAACUUUACUCACGAGUUACAAAUUGGAUGUACCAAAGAGUGAUCGUACUGUGAGCCACUUUAUUGGAUACUGCAUGACUGCCCGAUUCUUAUCUCUGUUCUUGGUAGAAAUGACAAAGAGCAUUACAGGAUCUCAUACGUUCAUCAUUGAGGUGGAAACAGAUUUCAUUGUUGCCAGCGAUCAAAUCGAUGAUCAUUCUGGCUCAUCAAGCACAAGAAAAAAGAUUGUAGACAUGAGUCCUUCCAUGAAAGCGAUCGGAAUGAAAGUCUAUUCCCAAUUUAAUAAUAAUCUGCGAAAUUUGCAAUGUAAUAAUCGUCUUGAGAUGACACUGGCGGAUCAAUUCAUUCUCAUCCAUCGAUUGUGUAACGAGAAUGGAAUUGAUUGGAUGCUGGUAUUGAGCGUUCCUCAAUGGAAUUACAUCAGUAAUAUGGUUUUGGCGAUCAUUGCUGCAGUGAUCAGUGCUUGUAUCAUUUCCUUGGUGAGUGCUCUCAUGGCAGUUGUUGUCUCUCUCCGUAUAGUGAAACCAUUCCAUCAAUUGAUUCAAUCUUUUGAAAUGGUUUCAAAUAUGCAAUUAGAAGAUUUGAAUUUGAGAAAGAGUCAAUUGACAGAGGUGACUCAGUUGCAAUUACAUUUCACUCAAAUGGUCAAGAGAAUUAAAUUAUACAGAGCCUUCAUUCCUUCUCAUUUGUUGUCUCAGUUGGAGAGCAAUGAGCAUGGAGAGGAAGACAAUACACUUGAUACAAAGAAGGAUAAGAAAAAGGGUCAACAGUACAAGGUGAAGAGUGAUCAUGAUAGCAACAACUUUUCUUUUGUGAAGAACUCUCAUGCCCAGGCCUCUUCUGUUUCUCAAAGUCAAGAAUUAUCACGAAAGAGCUCUUCAUCCAUGGCAAGUUCUUCAAGAAGACAAUCUUCACAAAAAACGCCAAUCGAUCGAUUUUCACUCUAUUCUGAAAAGAGAAUGGUGAGUGGAGUCAUGCUUCAUUUGGAUGGAUUGAACGAAUGGUGGUCAUGCAUGAAUGGAAGUGAAAUUGUGAACUUGUUGAGUGAUGUUUUUGAAGUCAUGAAUCAACAAGCACGAUCAUUGGGUGCUCAAAUGGGUUCUUUCGAUUCUGAUUCUCAACUCAUCUUCUUCAAUGCAGCGAAUGAUGUGAAGAAACAUCAAGAAAAGGCACUUGCAUUUUGUGAUUCACUUCGAUCCAAACUUUCCCAAAUCAAGAAUCACAAAUGGUCUUCAACUCAUUCGAAAUCACAUCAACAUUCAUUGAAUUCGAGUUUGACAAAAUUGAAUUUCAGAAUGGCAGUCACAUGUCAAGAAUGUAUUUGUGGAAAUUUGGGAACUCGUGAUUUCAAAUCAUUUCAAGUCAUUGGAAGUAUUCAAUCCAAUUUAGAUAGAAUGAUUCAAAUAGCGAACAAGUUGAACAUUCCAAUCAUAAUUUCACAACAAAUUGAACACCACUGCAGUGAAAAGUAUCAAAUGAGAUUCGUUCAAUUCCAAGACUUGUUGAUUGACAAUUAUUAUGCCAGUUGUUGUCCUUUUGAUCAAAAUGGAAUUAACAAGAGUGGUGAGAAUGCUCAACAGCCAUCAAUUUCACAACAACAACAAACUCCUCAAAACUCUCACAACACUUCCUCUUAUUUAUUUGAGUCAUGUAAAUUAUUUGAAGUUGGAGAUAAUAACAAUUCUGAAAUGGAUGAAUGGAUGUAUGAAUUGGAAUCCAAAGAAAAGAAGAAUCAACGUUGGUAUUAUUAUAAUUUGGCCAUCAAGAAUUAUUUUGUUGAAAAUCAAGUGGAACAAGCUCUAGAAAUGAUGAAUUUACACAUGGCUCUUGAAACUUCCAAGUGUGAUCUUGUCGCUCAAAACAUGCUUUCCCUGAUGCAAAUCAAUAAUUCAAGCGUACAUUAUCAAACACAGGAGUAG
Molecule: messenger RNA, 2622 nt
Organism: Naegleria lovaniensis
Lineage: Eukaryota; Heterolobosea; Eutetramitea; Acrasida; Naegleriidae
Exons: 2
Coding region: 1-2622 (873 amino acids)
Source: RefSeq, a predicted model, not a curated record